AUGGUGAAGCUGCCGCUACUGAGGCUUCCCAAGGGUCUGGGGGGAAUGGCAGCCAUCCAGAGUAUCUUCCCAAAUUUUGUGUUCAAUCCGCUGCAGCUGCCCGGUUCACUCUCCCUGUUGACUUCGUUGACCCGGCUUGACAUGGAUCUGGUUGCAGAUGAGAAGCUUCCAGAGGGGAUUGGGAAGCUGAAUCAGCUGCGGCACCUGAGCAUUCAUUGCUGCUUCAAUCUCAAGGAGAUCCCUGAAUCCGUGACAGGGCUGACUAAUUUACACACCCUGACGGUUGGGAUGUGCAGUGAGCUCGUUUCAUUUCCCAAAAAGCUGAGCACCCUUGUGAAGCUGAGACGGCUGGAGCUGACCGGAUGUCACCCUUCCAUGUGGCUGAACGGACCUGCUACUUCCCUGCCUUCCUCUCUCGAGUCCCUGAGCCUGGGGAGCUACAACCAAACCGUUUUUCUGCCGAACCUCCCUAUGCUGCCGAAUCUUAAGAAGCUGAUGUUGAAUCUGGUCAAUGUGGAGGGUGGGAAAGCCAAUCUGUCUGAACACAGUGCAUUGCCUGGGUUGCAACAUUUGGAGUUGGUAUUGGCGGAGGAUGCAACGGAGCUGGCAUUUCCCUUGGCUUCUGUUCCUCAGCUGCGAGUUCUGGUUAUCUCCAGGGCUGGUAACAUCGAGAAGCUUCCAGGAAGCAUUGGCUCGGACCUGAAGCAGCUCCGGCGUUUGCAGAUAGAGCAUGCUGCAGAACUGAAAGUGCUGCCAGAAACCAUCUCUCAGCUUCGGCAUUUGACCUCCUUGGACGUUCGUGCACCCAAGCUCACUUCCCUUCCCACCAGCAUCGGUGCAUUAUCGAGGCUAAGGGAGUUGAAUCUCUCAGACUGUUCUGCACUGGAAAGUCUCCCUGCUUCUCUCACCCAGCUUGCCUGCCUGAACACGUUGAGUGUUGACACCACUGGCAUCCGAUCGCUUCCAGGAAACUUUGCGCAGCUGACCCGGCUCAAGAACCUGGACCUGUUUGGAUGUGUGAAAUUGGAGACUCUGCCAGAAGAUUUUUCUGAGCUCGAGAUGCUGCAGUUUCUGAGGUAUGGUGGGUGCACGCAUAGACUGGAUAGGCAACGAGAACGGGAUAUAAAUCACCAUGGCAUAUAUGGGUUACAAAUCCGAGGUUAUUAG
This is a messenger RNA of Closterium sp. Yama58-4, 1167 nucleotides long. The record is from the annotation of a GenBank genome assembly. Lineage: Eukaryota; Viridiplantae; Streptophyta; Zygnematophyceae; Desmidiales; Closteriaceae.